This is a messenger RNA of Leucoraja erinaceus (little skate), 14607 nucleotides long. RefSeq names its product homeodomain interacting protein kinase 2 (gene hipk2). Gene Ontology annotation, molecular function: ATP binding; protein serine/threonine kinase activity; transcription corepressor activity. The transcript has 16 exons. Gene Ontology annotation, biological process: peptidyl-threonine phosphorylation; positive regulation of transcription by RNA polymerase II; smoothened signaling pathway. Gene Ontology annotation, cellular component: cytoplasm; nucleus; PML body. The record is from RefSeq and is a predicted model, not a curated record. The coding region runs from base 2818 to 6297 and encodes 1159 amino acids. NCBI's taxonomy places the organism in Eukaryota, Metazoa, Chordata, Chondrichthyes, Rajiformes, Rajidae.
AAUUAACAUCCACCACAGUCAGUUCACCAGGCACCUCCUCACUGUGAUGGAGGCAAAAGUCUUAAAGUCUCUGUCUCUUCCCUGCUUGUUCUCCCUCUUUUAUCCCAGGAGGGAAAUACAAGCCAGAAAGACGAUUGCUAAACAGUGAGCAGUAGACAGUGAGUCUGAAGAAGGGUUUUCUCCAGAGAUGCUGCCUGUCCCGCUGAGUUACUCCAGCAUCUUGUGUCUACCUUCGGUGUAAACCGGCAUCUGCAGUUCUUUCCUACACAAUCGGUGUUUUUAAUGAUAUGGGGUUGGUUAAAUACUGGACAAUGAAAUGAUCGAUGGAUUGCACAAAAACGAAAAUCAAAUCGAUGCCUCCGGCAGCCCUGGCAAGCAGAGAGUUAAAGUGCCAAUUUGGAUGGGCAAGCAUCACUCGCUCGCCGGCUCAUCUCCGCUGCCAUUUGUUGUAUCUCUCUCUGCGUCACUCUCGGCUGCAGCCUGGAGCAGUCGAAAGAAGAAAUCGGCGCAGAAGUAAUUCCCCUUUUUUCAUUUUUCCCAGCGCUGGAGACAUCUCUUUGGCCGCCGUCGCCCGCCGCAGCGAGCGAUAGCCUCGCACCUCCCUGCCUCACUCCAUCUCCCCCACCCCAGCCCUACCCUACCCCGAGCAAGCUGAGCCUCCCCACCUCCGAGAGUCAUUGCAAUGAGAGUUGGCGGCGCCUAAGCAAAGUUGCUCAGUUGCUCUCUCCUGCAAGGGCUUUAUAUUCGGGGGUAAUCGACUGCAUAGGCAGUUGAUGUCUCUCCGGCUCCCUGGUUUCUGCUUGUAACUUUGCAGAAACCGCACAGAACAUGUUGUCCAGAAGGUAAAAAAAAAAGGACGGUAUAUAUAUAUAUAUAUAUAAUAUCGAGACGUCAAGUAUCAGAUCCGCAUGUGGGACUCGAACUGGAUCCUCGCAGGGUCUCCGCUGUCUUGUACUUGGAGGGGGAGGGAGAGAGAGGGAGAGCCUCUGCCUUGCAUGAAAGAAGAGCGUUCAGUGACCGGGUUUGAAAGAGUUUUUUUCCCCCUUCGAUGUCUCUCUCUCCCUCUCCCCCUCUCCGGAUGAACCCAGGCGGCGAUGCAGCGGGGGAUUUACAUACCAAAUUAACCCAGCACAAUAUGGCAGAUCUGCACCGUGUUUAGCAAGGAGAGGAGCAACUGCCUUUGUAUUCUGCCAUGCAUAGCACACAGCAUUGCACCGAUGGCCCCAGUAUACCAAGGUCAGGCAGCAUCUAUGGAGGGAGAAACAUAGAACGCUGAACAGCACAGGAACAGGCCCAUCGGCCCGCAAUGUCCAUGCCGAACAUGAUGCCCAGUUAAACUAAUUGCUUAUGCUGGCACAUGAUCCAUAUCUCCUCAUUCCCUGCAUUUCCACGUAUCUGGCCCAGUUGAUAUCAGGCAACUGAAUCAUCCAACCACAACCAGAGAGCAGUGCUGAACUAUUAUCUACCUCAUUGGUGAAUCUCGGACUGUCCUUGAUCGAACUUUGCUGGCUUUACCUUGCUCUAAAUGUUAUUCCCUCAUCAUGUAUCUGUGCACUGUAAAUGGCUCGAUUGCAAUCGCGUAUUGUCUUUCUGCUGACUGGAUAGCACGCAGCGAAGGCUUGUCACUGUACCUCGGUACACGUGAUAAUAAACUAAACUGAACUAUCUAAAAGGCUCUUAACUUCCACUAUUGGCUGGCUCUGUCAUCGCCCCUGGGAGCAUGUUCCAGUCACCCACCAGUCAAUAUUGAAACCACCAAAAUUUCAGGUCUGCUUAUUCUUGAUGAAGGGUCCCAGACUUUACAACUGAGAUGUAACGCUGAGGUGCUGGUCAGGCUGCAUUUGAAGUACUGUGAGCAAAUUUGGGCCCCAUAUCUGAGGAAGGAUAUGCUGGCUCUGGAGACGGUCCAGAGGAGGUUCGAGGUCAGUUUACUGUCAUAUGUACCAAUUACAGUUUACAAGAAUGAUUCCAGGAAUGAGUGGGUUAGCAUAUGAUGAGCGUUUGACAGCACUGGGCCUCUACUCGCUGGAGUUUAGAAGGUUGAGGGGGGGACUUCAUUGAAGGGCAUAGAUAGAGUGGAUGUGGAGAGGAUGUUUCCACUGGUGGGAGAGUCCAGGACCAGAGAUCAUAGCCUCAGAAUUAAAGAGCGCUCUUUUAGAAAGGGGGCGAGGAGAAACUUCUUUAGUCAGAGGGCAAUUAAUCUGUGGAACUCAUUGCCACAGAGGGCUGUAGAGGCCAAGUCAGUGGAUAUUUUUAAGGCAGAGAUCGACAAAUUCUUGAGUAGAACGGGUGUCAAGGGUUUUGGGGAGAAGGCAGGAAAAUGGGAUUAGGAGGCAGAGAUCAGCCAUGAUUGAAUGGAGGAGCAGACUCGAUUGGCCGAAUGGCCUAAUUCUACUCUUAUAACUUGUGAACGUGACUCAUGGUGAUGACUGUUUCACUUCCCACAGUUGCUGCCUGACAAGCUGCAUUUUCCAGCAUUUCUUGUUUGAUUCAGAUUUCCAGCCUCUGUAGUCUUUCGACAUUUACCUACUAGUAAGAUCUUAAGGAACAGGAGUAGAAUUAGGCCGUUCAGCUCAAGAAGUCUACUCCGCCAUUCAAUCAUGGCUGAUCUAUCUCUCCCUCCUGACCAUUAGGAAAGCAUGCACAACUGACUGAAUAGUGAGAGCGAGAUGGAGAAUCAGAUCUGAAGGGAUACAAGGACGUAUAAGAAAUGAAGGUGUGGGCUCACAAGUGGAAGUCUUUUCCCCUCACACAAUUCAGUCAAGUGCCUUCUGCAGUGUGAAGAAGCUGAAACUGGAGCCGGGUUCUAAGUGGGAUAUGACCGGGUAUGGUUCGCACAGUAAAGUCUACACCCAGAGCAAGAGUACGACCAUCUCGCAGUCGACAGUCAGCGCCUCUCUUCAGAUUACCAACCCCACGCUGACCUACGAGCAGACGGUGAUAUUCCCGGCCAGCGCCGGUCACAUUGUCUUCACCACCGCCAACAGCACGUCGGGCCUGGUGGCCGUUUCCGCCCAGGCCUUGGGAGGUCCUCAGAACCUGACCCGCCGCAUCACCGUGCGCCUCCUCGACACCUACCAGAAAUGCAGCCUGAAGCGGAAGAGUGAGGAGCUCGAGAACACCAGCAGCGUGCAGAUCAUCGAGGAGCAUCCGCCAAUGCUUCAGAACGCCACCAGCGGCACCACUGUUGCCACGGCGGCCACCUCCACCGCCACCUCCAAGAACAGCGGCUCCAACAGCGAGGGCGACUACCAGCUCCUGCAGCACGAGGUGCUCUGCUCAAUGACCAACACGUACGAGGUGUUGGAGUUCCUAGGCCGAGGGACGUUUGGCCAGGUGGUCAAGUGCUGGAAAAGGGGCACCAAUGAGAUUGUGGCCAUCAAGAUCCUGAAGAACCACCCGUCUUACGCACGACAGGGUCAGAUCGAGGUCAGCAUUCUGGCCAGGCUAAGCACGGAGAGCGCCGACGACUACAACUUUGUCCGGGCCUACGAGUGCUUUCAGCACAAGAACCACACUUGCCUUGUCUUCGAGAUGCUGGAGCAGAACCUGUACGACUUCCUGAAGCAGAACAAGUUCAGCCCGCUGCCCCUCAAGUACAUUCGGCCCAUCCUCCAGCAAGUGGCCACCGCUCUGAUGAAGCUCAAGAGCCUGGGGCUGAUUCACGCCGACCUCAAGCCCGAGAACAUCAUGUUGGUGGACCCCGUGCGGCAGCCCUACCGAGUCAAAGUGAUAGACUUCGGCUCAGCCAGUCACGUGUCCAAGGCCGUCUGCUCCACGUACCUACAGUCCAGGUAUUACAGAGCGCCGGAGAUCAUCCUGGGAUUGCUGUUCUGCGAGGCGAUUGACAUGUGGUCACUAGGGUGCGUUAUCGCAGAGCUGUUCUUGGGGUGGCCGUUGUAUCCAGGGGCGUCGGAGUAUGAUCAGAUCCGGUACAUCUCACAGACGCAAGGGUUGCCAGCAGAGUAUUUACUAAGUGCAGGGACAAAGACAACGCGGUUCUUCAACAGAGAUCCCGAUUCAUCGUAUCCACUGUGGAGGCUUAAGACACCAGAAGAUCAUGAAACAGAGAUGGGAAUCAAGUCGAAGGAGGCAAGAAAGUACAUUUUUAAUUGUUUGGAUGAUAUGGCACAGGUGAACAUGACCACGGAUUUGGAGGGAAGUGAGAUGUUGGCAGAGAAGGCGGACAGACGGGAGUUUAUCGAUCUGCUGAAGAAGAUGUUGACCAUUGAUGCAGACAAGAGAAUUACUCCGAUUGAAACACUGAGCCAUCCCUUUGUCAUGAUGACCCAUCUACUGGAUUUUCCUCAUAGCACACACGUCAAGUCCUGCUUUCAGAACAUGGAGAUUUGCAAGCGAAGGGUUAAUAUGUACGACACAGUGAACCAGAGUAAGACACCAUUCAUCACACAUGUAGCUCCAAGCACAUCGAACAAUCUUACCAUGACCUUCAGCAACCAACUCAGUGCAGUUCAAAACCAGGCCAACAGUCUGGCUCCCACAUCCACAAGUGCCACUCUUUCCCUUGCCAAUUCUGACGUCUCCUUACUUAACUACCAAUCUGCACUUUACCAGCCUUCAGCAGCUUCCAUGGCAGCCGUUGCCCAGCGGACCAUGCCUCUGCAGUCUGGAGCCUCGCAGCUGUGUGCCCGACCUGAUCCCUUCCAACAGGCCUUAAUUGUGUGCCCGCCUGGAUUUCAAGGAUUGCAGGCCUCCCCUUCCAAGCACGCUGGGUACUCGGUCCGAAUGGAGAACGCUCUUCCUAUCGUCACGCAGGCUCCAGGAGCUCAGCCACUUCAGAUCCAGCCCGGCCUACUAACACAGCAAACUUGGCCCAGUGGGACCCAGCAGAUUAUUUUACCUCAAGCAUGGCAGCAGUUAACAGGAGUAACGACUCACGCCUCAAUGCAGCAUGCUGCUGUUCUUCCAGAGACAAUGGCUGGAACCCAGCAACUAGCAGACUGGAGGAACGCCCACCCGCACACAAGCCAUUACAACACCAUCAUGCAGCAGCCGGCUCUGUUGGCAAGUCACAUGACGCUGCCAUCCGCUCAGCCGUUGAACAUUGGCGUGGCUCAUGUAAUGAGACAGCAGCCCACCUCAAGCUCCUCGUCAAAGAAGAAUAAGCAGCAGUCCUCCACCAGGAACACUUUCACCUAUGAAGUUUCCUCCUCCCGAAACUACACCUCGCACUCACCCCAGCGCUCGAAACGCAUCAAGGAGAACACUCCCCCUCGCUGUGCUGUGGUGCAGGACAGUCCGUCCUGUAACACCUUGACGUGUGGCUGGGGAGAGGCCACCAGCACAACCCACGAGAACCAGAGGCAGACCAUCGUCAUUCCCGACACACCCAGCCCAGCGGUCAGCGUCAUCACCAUCAGCAGUGACACGGACGAUGAGGAAGAACGCAAGCGGGUACCCAACAGGUCAUCCAAGCAGAGGAAGAAUGUGAUCAGCUGUGUGACGGUCCAUGACUCACCAGACUCAGACUCCUCGAGCAGCAACAGCCCGACAGCAGUGCGUCAGCGGCACACCAUCGGGAACAGCACCGCCUACAACACAACCAAAGGACAGCCGGACAGCCACUAUGCUGCAAAUCCACGCACUAUCAUCGUUCCUCUCCUCAAGACGCAGUCAAGUGACAUUGUGGUGGGAUGUGAUCGCCUCGUGUCAGGUGUACAGGGGCAACAUUCAUUGGGGCACAAGACCAAAAACUCCAGCACAAUAACAUCUAGUACAAGUCAUUCCUUAGGGAGUUUCUCGGGGAUAUCACCUUACCGGCAACAGAGGUCAAUAGCCCAUUCGUUACAACAGCAGCCACUUAAUCUCAGUCAGGCUCAGCAACACGUGACUAUACCGGAGCGGAGUGGGAACCAUGGACAUCGACGGCAGCAGGCUUACAUCACGCCGACCAUUGCACAGGCUCCGUACUCAUUCCCGCACCGUAGUCCUUCGCACUCCACUGUGCAUCCUCACCUGGCAGCAGCUCACCUACCGGGCCAGCCUCACCUGUACACCUAUGCCACACCCGCCGCCCUGGGUCCCACAGGAACAGUGGCUCACCUUGUGACGUCGCAGGGUUCUGCCAGGCACGCCUAUGCGACCCACCCUGGGGGAAUUGUUCACCAAGUGCCCGUUGGCAUGGGGCCAAGAGUACUGCCAUCUCCUACCAUACACCCGAGUCAGUAUCAGCCCCAGUUUGCUCAUCAGACAUACAUCAAUGCUUCGCCAGCCUCAGCUGUCUACACAGGAUACCCACUGAGCCCAACCAAGGUAAACCAGUACCCCUACCUUUAAGACUGGAGAUCAGUAAGACGUUGUACUGAAUUAAAACAAGCAGCAAUGCAUCUCACAUUUGGGAAGGUACUUCAGAAACGGGCUGCAAGGAAGUGUGUCCGGUCAUGGAAUGAGGAAAACAAAUUUGUUUGGGAAAUUUGUUUUUUUGAAAAGAAAUCACCAAAACUUGAGUCUGCUAAUUGACUUCGGGUCAAUGACGAAGAUGUUCAAAGAGGAGUCGAUCAAUGGAAGGGUGGGGGACAUUAAGGAUCUACAACCUGGAAGCGACUCUCAGAGUUUGGUUGACUUUUAUCAGUGAAGUUCAGUAAAUGUACAACAGCUGUUGACUUUCCCAAUUUUACUUUCUUUUUAUUUUUGUUUUGAAAAACAAAGAGCUGCUCUUCCUUUUCUAAAUAAAACAAUCUUUGUGAAGGUAAAGGUUGCCAGGACCCCUUAGAAUGUAGAGUCAAGGAAAGCUUCAUUCAUUGACGCAAUACCAAUAGAUAUUACUUGUGAUUACACAACCGUGAUUCAGCCUAACUCUGUUCUUAAGGUGUACUAGUCGUGUCUAUUCAGAGCUCCAGUGUGUAUGUGUGUGUGUGCGCAUGUGUGCUGAUUUUCUUGUCUGUGGUUUCUUUAGUAGCGAGCUUCCUGGCAUAGACAUGGUUUUGAACAUAUUCCCUUGUAGUGCCUUACAGAAAAGGAUGAGAGUUCCACCAGAUUUCGUACAGAUUAAUGUUGGGACAGUCCUCCUAAUUAUGACUCUUGGGCAUUAUGAUCUUGGGUGGUAGGAGGGACUAGUUGUAGGAGACCAAUGGAAGGUGGGGGUAGGGAGGGGUUAUGGGCGGUGAUUGGUGAGAGAGAGGGAGUGCACACAUCCCAGCAUAUAGCAAUCUUCUGGCAGAACUCUGUGGGUCAGGCAGCAUCUGUGGAGGGAAAUGAACAGUUGAUGUUUCAGUUGAGACCCUACCUCUGGAUUGAAAGUGUAGAGGGGAGAUCGCCAGUGAUUGCUGGAAGUAACCAUGGGCUGAAGAUGAAGGAAUUUGACGAGGAACCAAGGUGGAGUGUGUGACCAUAUAAGGGAGGUGUGGUGGGCAGGUAGGGACAGAGAGAGGGGCUGGAAAGGGGCACGAUGGGAAGAGUGUGUGAGGCUCUUCCUCAUCCACACCAUCUGCCCAUCACUGACACACUCCUCCCAUUGAGUUCACUCUCACUUUUCGAAUCUGCCCACCCCACCUUCCUUAUUUGGACCCACCUUUCACCAUUCCAUCAUCUCGGCCCCUGAUUACCUCCACCAGUAACCAAACCCCCACCCGAGACUCUAUUGAUACCUCCACCCCUCUCUUCCCCACCUGACCCCAUCCACAUCCCCUCACCCAGAGCCACUUAUCAUGUGCCUGCUCUUACCCUACCACCUCGACCAUAUACUGGUUUUGCUCCCUUCCACCCUUUCCGACCAGAGGAUGGGUCUCAACCUGAAAUGUCAAUUGUCCAUUUCCUUCCACAAAUGCUGCCCUACCCGCUAAGUACCUCCUGCAGAUUGUUUUUUGAGCUCUGGAUUCCAACAUCUGCAUGUCUAAUGUCCCCACUUGUUUUCUUGCAUCACCAUUUCCGUUGUGUGCAACGUUACAGGUUCCAAUUCCAUAGGUUUUGUCUUCUCAUGUCUAACUAUUGUCAGUGGAAGAAUAUAAAAUCUCAAAGAAGAAUGCACAGUUAGCCCUUUAAGCACACUCACAGUUUCCAUGUGAUUAAUGAUGAUGGGUGGCUUCCCCUCCCCUCUGCACAUUGAUUUGCCAAUUUUUUGAAACAUCAAUCUCCCUGAAAAGUAAUCAAGUGUCGCCAAUGAUAAAAUCACCAGUGUUCCUGCCCUCUUAAAGAUGCCAAUUGUCGUGAAUCAAGUACCCUCUUCAAUUAAUUGGUGCAGGCAGGCAACACUCGCAUAGAUGGAUAUACAGCAUCACUAACCCUGUCCUUGGCAAAACUGUUGGACUGGGUAAAUGGAGAAUAGAAAAUGUAAGGAGGCAAGGUCACAUAAAGUUGCUGUGCCCCACAAUAUUCAAAGUUAUGGGAUGAAGAUUUAUUAGUUUAUGUGGAAUGAACACAUUCCGGGGUCAUCUUUAGAUAUAAAUCCUCCCAGACUACCCUUCUGUUCUUUUUCACCAAAAUUAAUUAUUUCUUACUUGGUUGAAUUAGUGUUUUCAUUUUGAUAUCAGCCAUGUGUUUCAACUAAACAAGCAAUUUUCUGCCAUCAACCACUGAGAACAUAAUUAUCUGCUCAAUCAUUGGACUUAGUUUCCUGUUGUCCACAAUAUUAACCAUGUUGCAUCCAACCCAAGCAGGACUUCAAUUACCUGCUAUUUUUUGUCUCUAGCCCAUCCAAUUUCAUACAAUACUGACCAGCCUUGACCUAAUCAUAUGGUGCAAUAAGCUUAUGGGCAAAAUCGCCUGCUCCUUUUCUAAUUCUUUAAUUGCCUGGGUGAAUGUUUUUUUUUUGGUACCUUGUUGGAAUCUCACCUGGAAUCACAGCUCAGCCCUAUCUUGUCCAAAUGUGCUGGCAGGUGUGAAGGUAUGGGGCUGAGUGUUCUGCUACACCUGCCCAAUGUACUCAAGCAUUAAAACCAAUAAGGCUCCACCUUACUUAGUUUAGUUGUGGCCCUUGCCUGAAGAUAGGACCAGCCUGUGCAAAGGGUUUCAACAGCUCACUGAUGACAGGCAGGGAGGUAAAUGAAACAGAUAGUUUGAGAACACAAUACUAGUGAUUUUGAUCAGCUCUGACCCAUGACAUUUCAGUGCUGAGUUUGACCACCAUCUGGUGGUGAAAAGCAUCGUGAUUCUGUAUGUGUGCUUGUGUGUGUUGGGGAAUAAAAGGCAGAUUGGAAAUAUAGGAACCUUUUAAAUUGGUACAGUGUCAUGAGCAAAGUAGGCUUUUUCUUGAAAAAUAUCUUAUGGAAAAAAAUGUUUUGUUUUUUUAAUAAUAAGUAUUUCCUUGAUCAAUACACAAUUUGUGACUGACAUUUUUAAAAGAACAUUUCAGAUUUUUUCUUGUCAGUGAUAGGUUUUACAUGUAGCUGCUGUUUUGAAUAGUCUGAAUUAGCAUUGAUUUUGUUUUUAUACCUUGCCUCUGGUUUUCUUUCUGGUGACAACCAGCUCCACAUAUUUUUGUGGAAAAUAUUUAAUUUCUUCCUUGCUGUUUACUUCAAACAAUGUUGUAUUUAUUUCCUUUUUGAGCAGUGUUGUCCAAUACAAAAAACUACUAUCCACAGGGCUCCCUUUAGAUAGUCAUAGCAAUCUGGACUCAUUUUUAAUAACAGACACUCUCCCAUCCUGAUAAAUGUGAAACACGUGUACAUUCACUUAACAAACAUCUAGUACCCUUCAGUAACUAAACAAGCAAUGCAGUCCUAAUGAUCAACACUGACUCUAUUUAUCAUCUUGCCAUUCUACCAAGAAAUGCACAAAAGAAUCACUUGGGUAAGUCAUGUGAAUGUGACACCAGUGGCAAUUCUAUUUUUGAUAUUUAAUCCAACUCUUUCUCGAUUACCAUGUGGCUAGUGGCUAAGGUAUUUGGCAACACUGCUUAGGGGCAGAUGACUAGUAGAGAAUUGAAGGAGUUCGGAAUGCACUUCUGCACACAGACGACGUUGUAUUUUUAAAGGACAGGUGAGCUGUGUCAAUUGGGUUGCGACUGGUCUGGGAAGAAGUGCAUUGCAACUUUUCGAAAAUUCAAACAUUGUCGAGUUGCGACAACUGUUACUGUACGUUCUGAAGGCUGGGUCUUGCUUUGGACCUAUCAGUAGCCAGCUUCAACCCUGUUGGGGAAAAAAGUUGGUUCUGAGUGAGAAUGGAGACUCAAGGAAAAGAACGAGUAAAACAUACUUGCAAAAACAAGAUGGCUCUUGUCACCAAAGAAAUCACGUUGUAUUGCUUCAUAUUUUCUUUGCUGCCCCUUGACUACUUGGUUGUUUCAUGAAGCUUUCUUUACCCUGUUAGGAGGAGGGAGCUGGAACUUGUUCCUCCUCUUGUGUAACUAACACUUAUUUCCUAACUUCAUUUUUUGUCUUUAGUUUGGAAUUUCUUAGUUUAAUGAUGACUGGCAUUGCUGCUAUUUUGAUGUAUUUAUACAUUUGAGUGAGUCCAUAUCUGUUCUGUGUGUAUAUACAUAUAUUUAUAUAUAUAUAUAUAAAAAAAAGAAAACAAAUGUUCCUAAUCAUUAAAUCCAUGAAGGGGCUCAAAAAUCUACUGAGUACCAGGAAAAGUGAGCUGUCUGCACAGUUUAGUUCUUGAGUCACGUGAGAAUCGAUUUUUAUUCUGUUUAAUGAAUUUGUACAUGUACCUUUUAAAAACUUUUUGAUGCAAAUGUUCAUCAGUUCAAUGUCGACCAAAAACCCUCGUCCACAACCCACCCGCCAAGGCUGGUGGACAGAUCAGCAUUAACUUUGGGAGGAAUAUCCAAUCACACAUGCAAAUAUUUUGUCAUGGAACAAUGUGUGGCUGAAGUUUCUGGGUAGCUUGAAUCCAUUCGGUGUUGACUUUCAUAAUGCUUACUUACUUACUUUAGAUUCUUUGCUGCUCACUGUACGUUGGUUAAGACGAACCGGUAGACUUUAUGCUUGUUAAUCCAAGUGAAUUGCUAUGGCAGUGGUGCAUUUUGAGCACCUUUACGAUUCGGCUGAAAGUGCCUUUGAUUCAGAAGACCUUCUAUGUAUAUUGGCAAUAGUGCAUUGCUUUUAACAAAAAAAAAUGUGGGUUUCCUACAUGCAGCAGUUCUCUGAUGCCAAGCAUGGAGUGUAGAGAUAACUACAAAACUGGCAACAGUCCUCCAAUGCAGGCCCCCUUGGCACCAACAUUGUUCUGUUAAACAGAAAUGCUCCUGUGCUGGAGAUAUUAUAACAAGCAAAGAGUUAUAUAGAUCGGAGGUGAGAAACCUGGAAUUUAAAGAGAUGGUACUAUACCAAACAUUAGUGGAAGCAACCCAGGAGAGACACUGUGAUGUUGUAACAAAUGGUCUCUUUUUCUAAUUUCCUUCAUUAAAAGUUCAAGAGAUGGUAAUAAUAAUAAUAAAAGAUUGUUUGGGAGAUAUGGGGAUAUUGUGAUGAAACUGCCAGGAUUGACCAUACCUGGGCAAACAUUAGAAUGAAUUUGGGAUUUAGAUGGAAUAUCCUCCCUCAUGUUCCCCGCCUCUUUCUUAAUUACAUCUACGACUUUGCAUAAAAAUCUUUGAGAGCCAGAAACAUGUCUUGGAACUGCAGGAGGGGAGGGCAUUUGCAUUUCAGCAACACAGAAAUAACAUUCAUAUGUUAUUUUUAGCUGCUGAAUUGCAAAGAUUUUUAUGGUUCCUGCCUUGGAAUAGAUCAAAUUUAUGGCUGAUAAUAAUUUUGUGAGAAGAUUCUUUUUAUUACACAAACUAAACCAAACUAAACUCCACCAAGUACAAAAGGGGUUGAUUUAGUCCUUCAACCAUAAUACAUUUGACAUAGGUGGUGGUGUAAAGGGGUCUCUUUUCCCUGAAUGGCUUCAGCCCUCCCCUCCCCUCUCUCCUCUUGUCCUAGGUCCUUGCUACCAUGCUGAUUAAUUUGAUGCCUUGCUCAAGGAGCCGAUCUACUCUUGCGGAGGCAAGAUUUACAAGAGCAUUAAAUGUAGAAUAUCGACUGACACAGGAACAAACAGGUCUUUCUGAUGUUUCCAAUGUUGGUCCUGUUCAAAGUAACUCACCCAAUACAGAUCUUGUACUUUCUUCUCUGUUCCUACUCCUUGACUGAAUUUAGUGAGCCAUCUGGGAAGCACAUUAUUGAACUAUUAUAAACAUUUUAAGCUCUUUGAUCAUCUAUAAUACAUACCAACUCCAGUUCUGUAUUGAGGGUAUAGUGAUGUUGAUAACAUGUACAUGCAGCUGAGUUGAUAAGAAGGGAGAUGGGUGUGAUGGUUUCAAAAAGUAGAGAAUUGCAGUAUGAUGAUGAAGUUAGAUAUGAGUCAAGGUGACACAAUUAAUGAAGCAGGACAAUUGCAGUGUGCACAAUUCACAAAAAUGAAAAAUGAGGGGUACUGUAGUUUGAAUGUGGUUGGUAUAUAUUAUAGUUGCAUCUUUAGAUGCUUCUGAGUGAAGAUUUAAUGCCUGUCGUUGCUUCAUCUUCCAGUAAAACUAUAGUUAUUUACUUAUUGUUAAUUACUCAGUACUUGCCACCUGUAAAAUACACAUUGACACCAAAAUUCUACUUCAAGCUUUGGAGAGAAUCCUGAUCCCUUGAUGAGAACCAAGCCUGGCUGCUGUCUCUGCUUCAUUCACACAUCACAGAAUAUAAACAGGCCAAGAAUUGGCAGGUUCUAGUGAAGAGAAUAAAGAGCAGCACGGCAGUAAAAUAAAAUGUCCACCCUGCUCUGAUGACUUAGUCAUGACAUGACUACAUUGGAAUGUCCAACUCCCCCAGCCCAAUUCAUAUUUCAUGGCCUUCUCACACUAUCCUGAUCUGCUAAUACUGUUUAUGUGAACACUGCACAACCUUCCUCAACCCACUCUAUAUUGCCACACUUGAUCACACUAUCCUGUCAAUACCAUUCACACUGACCAACUCAUUUUUAACUAUCAGCUUGGUCUGCCCACAUCAUUCCACCGUUUCACAGUCCUUAGACCAAGUUGUUUUGCAUUACCCAUUUUUAGGCUGCCCACACUGUACAGUUUAACCCCAAAUGUUUCUACUCUCUUACAUACCUGGCUAAUAAACGGACGAGCAGAACUCAAGGCAGAUAAUUGUAGAAACAAGGAACUGUAGAUGCUGGUCUUUCCUUGGAAGAUAAUUGGUUUUCCGCUCUAGUGAGCCAGUGAUAGUAAUAACCAAGGAAAGAAUCAAAUAAUAAUAAAUAAUAUUGAAUGAGUAACUUAAAAUAACUUAAAAUAGAUAACUUUUCAUCUAUCAAAAAAUUUAAAAGUGUUUCUUAUCCUCAAUUUCUUGGUAAACACAAUAACACAAGAAAAUAGGAAAUUGCCAGUUCUCUCAGGGCAGCCCCGGCAUUCGAUAUGGUCAUGGCUGAUCUAUGUUGACCUUUUCUGUGCCAGUUCCCCAUAACCUUCACAACCUCAAUCUUUCAAAUGUUUAUCAAUCUCCGUCUUAAAAAUAUCCUAUGAUCUGGCAUUGACCGCCCUCAGUGACUGAGAAUUCCAGUGAGAAGAAAUUUCUAUACGCCUCAGUUUUAAAUGACUGACUCCUUAAUUUGUAGCCAAGUUCCCUUGUAUGUGACUCUUCCACUGUUGAGAACAUCUUAACAUCUACCUUGCUAUGCCUCCUUAGGAUUUUAUUUGUUUGAAUAAUGUCACUCCACAUCGCAAUAAACAUGGAAUACAGACCCAAACUAUUGAGCCCCUCUUGAUCGGACAACACUCUCAUCCAAGAAAUCAGCCUGGCAACCAUCCUUUGGACUGCUUCCAAUGUUACUUUGUCUUUUGGGUAAGAUGACCAAAACUGUGCACAGUAUUCCAGGUGUGGCCUCACCAAUGUCCUGUACAACUGUACCAAAGCCUCACUAUUUUUCAAAUCUAACUCUUUCACAAUAAGGGCCAAAAUGUUGCUUGCCUUUCUAACUACUAGUUUGAUCUGCCUACAGCUGAUUAUGAUUCAUGCAGAAAAACACAUAGAUCCCUCUGAACUUCUCUCGUUUUCAGUCUCUCUCCAUUUAGAUUACAAUAAUCCAUUUUUUGAUUUGUCUUGCUGAAGUGCAUGACCUCACACCUUAAAUUUCAUUUGCCGGGUUUUCACCAAAUUACUCAAUCUAUAUAUCCAAUUUCACAAUCACACUCCCUUAUCACAAUAUGCUCUUUCACCUAUUGUUCUAUCAUUGGCAAAAUUGGAAACCUUAAAUUUUGUUUUUUACUCCAGGUUAUUAAUGUAAACAGUUGAGGGUCCCACACCACCCCAACCCACAUAUGGUUUAUGUAACUGUUGGUUUUCAAUCCAUACUAACGUACUUCCUCAAUAGUUUGGGUUCUUAAUUUAUGCAUCAGUCACUUAUGUGGAACAUUGUCAAAUGCACUUUGAAAAUCUAAAUACAUCUACCGAUGCUCUUCUAUCAACUCUCCCCCUCACAUCCGCAAAGAAUUGGAGCAAAUUGGUCAAUGAUGAUUUACCAUUCAUAAAAACAUGUUGACUAUGUUUGAUUAAAUUUGGCUUUUCUAAAGGAUUAGUUGUUCCUCUUUCAUUAUUGACUCCAGCAUCUAGUCACCAGUAAAUAUGAAUCCAAAUGGAUUUUCAAGCCUCACCUUCUGUCUUCCUUCCUCGUUGAAUAGAUUUACAUUGGCUGUUUUCCAAUCUUCUGACACCAUCCUGGAAGUUAGCAAGUUUA